AUAUAGAGCAAUAUUCCAGGGCUUUCCUGCUGCACAGGCCUGAGAGACAUGUACUACUGCAAUAGAGACAACUGCAAUCAGACAGACAAUGCCAAGGAUAAAGCACAUCCAAGGAAUCUGAUCCCGGAACUUUGCAGACAGUUCUAUAAUUUGGGCUGGGUCACAGGAACUGGAGGAGGAAUCAGCCUCAAGUACGGGGAUGAAAUCUACAUUGCACCUUCAGGGGUCCAGAAGGAAAGGAUUCAGCCAGAUGACCUAUUUGUUUGUGACAUUGAUGAAAAAGACAUCAGCUGCCCUCCGCCUUACCGAAACUUAAAGAAGAGCCAGUGCACCCCUCUUUUUAUGAAUGCUUACACUAUGAGAGAUGCCGGUGCUGUGAUCCAUACUCAUUCCAAGGCUGCUGUCAUGGCUACUCUGAUGUUCCCAGGGAAAGAGUUUCUCAUCACACACCAGGAGAUGAUUAAGGGGAUUAAAAAGGGCACCUCUGGUGGCUAUUACAGAUACAAUGACAUGUUGGCCGUGCCCAUAGUGGAGAAUACUCCAGAAGAAAAAGACCUCAAAGAACGCAUGGCAAGGGCCAUGACGGAGUAUCCAGAUACCUGCGCUGUGCUUGUCCGGCGCCACGGAGUCUAUGUCUGGGGAGACACUUGGGAGAAAGCUAAAACCAUGUGUGAGUGUUACGAUUAUCUGUUUGACAUCGCGGUUCAGAUGAAACAACACGGAUUGGACCCAUCAGCCGUCCCUACUGAAGAGAAAGGGAUUGUUUAACCUCAUUGCCUGGGUCGGAUAGAACUUUUAUCUUCUGUUCCCGUGAUUUACACUUCCUCCUGUUUGUUACCGUGCCAUUUCAUUAUAACGACGAUCACUCAUCAGUGUGCAGAUUCGAGUAUCCGUUCCCCCCCGUGCAAGUGGAAAGGAUACCGUGAGGCCUAUUGUUUCAACCGGACCUGUUUUGGAGCAAGUAGAACUGAUUUAGCACAAAUUUUGUUCUCCAGUUUGGGAAUUUCAGCAACUGUCUGGUUACUAGGGUGCUAUUCCCUAAAAGAUGAGAAUACAAAAAUAACAGUAACACUGUAGCUUAACAGAGCAACAGACUAUUGGUUGCUGGGGUCAGUGACCCCCUGAGACCCAGAUGCCAUUUUAAACUGCAAAUUGGAAAGACUAUAACAAAUGAAGACCAAGUAAAGAGCACAAAGAAUAGGCUAUAUGGCAUACACCAUUUAUCUAAAGGCAAAGAACCCCUUUAAAAAACUGUACUCGUAAUGAUCGUAUUUGAGAAACAGAUGGUUAUGCUACCAUUGCAGUUUGGUGGAUUUUAUUUCUUCUAAGCCAAUUUCCCAUUACAAAGUUUGUAUAGUUCAUAAAUGUCAGGUGGUCUAGAGGUUUUCCAUUUAUGAUCUAAACCCAACUAAUGAUGCUCUACCUCAAACUGGUAGUUUGUAGCUGUUAGUAUUUGUAGUCGUCGUAGAGUCGUAGUAUUUGGGUAAGCAAGGCACCUUAUUCUGUUCUUUUCAACUGUUGGUAAUGUGCACUUGUGGGUAGAAAAGGUUUUAAAACACCAACAUUGAGAUUGUUGAGAGCUGAUUGGUUGCUUCCGGCAACUAUGAAUGUGCUGUUUAGUAGGGAUGCACAGAAUCCACUAUUUUGGAUUCAGCCGAACCCCCGAAUCGUUUGCGAAAGAUUCGGCUGAAAAUCAAAUCCGAACCCUAAUUUGCAUAUGCAAAUUAGGGCUGGGAAGGGGACAUUGUUUUUACUUCCUUGUAUUCUGACAAAAAGUCACGCAAUUUCCCUCCCCACCCCUAAUUUGCAUAUGCAAAUUAGGAUUCGGUUCGGCUGGGCAGAAGGAUUUGGCCGAAUCCUGCUGAAAAAGGCUGAAUCCCGAACCGAAUCCUGGAUUCAAUGCAUCCCUAAUGUUUAGGACAUAAAGUGUUAGAAAUUCUCGAACCCGCAACCGACCCUAACCCGCCCCAACCCACACCUGUCCCGGCCUGCCUUUCCCUCUCUGUUUAUAGACCCGCAUCCGACCUCCUGGCAGUGAUGUCACAAAAGGGCCCGGCAUAAGUCUAAAAAUGUAGGCACUGACAGUGAAGAUUUUGUGCAAGAACCGGCCUGACCCACGUGUUUCGUUCCAGCCCGCACAUCACUAUUAUGUUACUUUAAAAUAUACGUAUCCUGCCCCUUAUAACUCUAUUUUUAUGUUGCUUAAAAGACUAGUAGCACCAAAAGUGGACAUUCUUAUUAUGAUUGGUCUUAUAAUUUAUUCGUGUUCUUUUCAUGUAAAAAAUAUUUUAUUUUAAGCUGAAGUUCUGGUUUUAUUGCAAUGUACACCUUUGCUGUGUUCGGCCAUCUUUUAUCUAUCUGAACAAAGCCCACCUACUCUAUUGAGAUCAGUGGAGACUUUGAUAAUACAAUAAUACAUAUUCAUAAACUGUCCCUGAAAGCCUUUCCAGGCAAUAUAACCCCUUAUUCAACAAAAGGCCUAGCGCUGAAUAUGCUUUUUACUCAUUCUUUUAAUUACUAGCUUUAUUCGUUAUUGCACUAAAGGGGAUAAAAAAAAAUGACCAGUCCACGGAUUAAUCCCUCUGUGUAAUGCACUGCUUCUCUUUUCAAAUGCAGCUUUUUGAAAAGGAGGGGUUUGUUUAUUCAGGGCUCCUUAUCGCUCUCCCUUUGAACAAUUGACCCUAUUUAUAGGGGGUGAGUUUAGUGGAAAGACAAACCAAUUUUCCGAUCAGUCCUUUAUAAUGGCAAAGACAAAAAUAAUUAAAAUAUAAUUUUUUUUUUUUUUUUUAAAUUGACAAAAAUAGAUUUUUAGCAAAAGUAUUUUAAAUGUAUAUUGCCCCUUUAAAUACAAUUAUUGUGCCCACUAGAAAUGUGGCAAGGAAGGGUAACUUCCAUUACUCUGGCAUCAUUCCUGUAACUCCCAGCAGCCCAUGGAAUUGUAAAGAUACCUGUUCUACUCUAUAGCACAAAUCUAUAACUAAGAAGCACACACCCCUCUUCUUCCUUCAUGCAGUCAUCUGCUGCCUCAUAGAUGGGGCACAUAUAGGAACAUUAAGUACAUUUCCACCCUGGUCCCCGCACCUGGGGAGAGGGGUCAAUAGCUGAGAUUUUCAUGGGAAGUUUAGUAAUGUUAUAUAAAAAAUGGAAUUAUACACAGCCUGUUGUCUGGUCCAAUCAGCAGUUAGCUUUUACAGUUCCAAUGUUGUUAGAAUAAUAAAAGCAAACAUCUGAUUGGUUGGUUGGGGUUGCAAGGCUGUGACAAAGUAACUGUCACCCUACAGCGCACCCAGAUUUUUCCUGACAUUCAGCUGCUUGGCUCUUGUCUGUUUUAUUAAAGCAUGGAAAUGUUAAUAAACAUCUUCUAUAAAA
Messenger RNA from Xenopus laevis (African clawed frog), 3369 nucleotides. RefSeq names its product APAF1 interacting protein S homeolog (gene apip.S). Gene Ontology annotation, biological process: L-methionine cycle. The record is from RefSeq and is marked provisional. Gene Ontology annotation, molecular function: zinc ion binding; methylthioribulose 1-phosphate dehydratase activity; metal ion binding. NCBI's taxonomy places the organism in Eukaryota, Metazoa, Chordata, Amphibia, Anura, Pipidae. Gene Ontology annotation, cellular component: cytoplasm.